Eurytemora carolleeae is the source of this 530-nucleotide messenger RNA. Its product is annotated as thrombospondin-4-B. The record is from RefSeq and is a predicted model, not a curated record. The coding region runs from base 13 to 258 and encodes 81 amino acids. The transcript has 4 exons. NCBI's taxonomy places the organism in Eukaryota, Metazoa, Arthropoda, Copepoda, Calanoida, Temoridae. Gene Ontology annotation, molecular function: calcium ion binding.
UUAUAACAUUGAAUGUUUGUUAAGACUUUAAAGAUGACAGGAUUAAGAUUAUUAAGUAUUCUUCUUCUUUUCUCCUUCCUUCUCCUUAUCCUAGUAUCCGUAGUCCAGGCCCGGGAUUCAGACGGGGAUGGGAUAGCAGAUGAAGAUGAUCUAGAUGAUGAUAAUGACGGUAUCCCUGAUACUGAAGACCUGGACGAUGAUAAUGAUGGAAUUCCUGAUGUUGAUGAUGAUGAUUGGCUGGGACAUGAUGAGAUGUGAAGAUAUCAGCUGAUAUAUAUAUCUGUAGAAAACUUUAAAACCCCACCAAAUAUGUUUCUUGUUUGUUAUCGCAAUUUUAAAUGGUCCUUUCUUUUAUAAAGUGUCGAGUCAUAAUCAAAUCAUAUGGAUCCGUUAAACCUUCAUUUGAAACUAAAAAAAACGAAGAUAUUAAUGUAAAUCCUCAACCAAAAAAUGGGUUACAUUAAAUUAGCAGGACUAAUAAUUUUUCCAUGAUUAGUCUGUAUAUUUUACUAAUAAAUUUUAAAUCUUAA